GAUUACACUUAAACUCAAAUAUGAAUCAUAGCAUAUGUAGUGUUAUUUGUAUUUGAGAUAAAGCGCAUAUAUCGCCAAUUACAGUCUCAAAUGGGGACUGCUAAUCGUGUGGUGUUUGAAUUCGAUAAAAUGUGCACGAUACGUGAGUUAAGUGAUGCCAAUUUUACUGAGCCCGUCAAGGAAGAAAACAAGUCCACAAAAUGUAUGGGAAGGGAUCAGCAAUUAGAAGUAACAGAUCAGAAUCCAAAUGAUCACGAUAGUGACUUGAGUGAUGCAGAUACUACUGAGAUCGACGAAGAAGAAUCGAGAACAUCAGAAAGUGAUAGGCAACUAGUAUUGAAAAAUCAAGAGUUGAAUUAUCUCGAUGGUGAUAUUGAUGAGGGUCUAUGUAAUGCCUUUGAAACUAAAAUGAAUACUUUGCCGCGAUACCGAAGUAACUUAAUGGACACGGCAGCUGGGAUAAUAAGAGACACCUUAAAUGAUACAUCCAGAUCAAGAAUUGCGGAUCUAAUAAGUGUUGAGGGAGGAGGCCCUGUCCAUAUAGGACAUAUUUUUAACAUAACUGAACAGGUGGUGCUCAAUAUAGAAAACAACGACCAGAAUUGCGAAAGACCGAUGAAAGUAUACCCUAAAGAUCCAUUUCCUCUGCUCAAACGGAUUUCUUGGCUAGCACAACCCAGUGUUGCCGAAAUCGAAUAUCUGAAGGAACCAGCAAAAUAUGUUAUUAUAUGCCACACUGCAACCGAGGAAGGAUUUUCUCAAGCAGAAAAUGUGUUGAUUCUCCGACUAAUGCAGACCUUUCACAUUGAAAGUAGAGGUUGGAGAGACAUCGCCUAUAACUUUUGCAUUGGCUCAGAUGGUAAUGCUUAUGAAGGACGAGGCUGGUACAAAGAGGGUCGACAUUCUGUUUCUUACAACAAAUUUUCGAUAGCGAUUGCUUUUGUGGGCUGUUUUUUGAAACAUCUGCCACCCAAAAAAUCAUUGAUCAGAUGUCAAAAGCUCAUUAAUCAUGGGAUCGAAAUUGGGGCUAUUUCCCCGGAUUUUCAGCUAGUCGCUCACUGUCAAUGCCGCCCUACGUUGAGUCCCGGUCCUCGACUCUUUGAACAAGUGAAAACUUGGAAGAACUUCAAUCCAAUUAUUAAAAAUAGCCAUUUAUGCGUGUUAGCUAGUAAAGACUGAAUUUUCUCAUUAGGUAAGCGGGCUUAUCAAUCAUAUAGGUAUAUAAAUGUAGAUGCAUUUGAUAAGUAGUAGCAUAGGUAUAUUGUUGUGUAAAAUACGACAAAACUAUAUUACGUAUUGAAAUCGUUAAUAAAUGUAAUGUUUCCGCAA
Dendroctonus ponderosae (mountain pine beetle) is the source of this 1329-nucleotide messenger RNA. Its product is annotated as peptidoglycan-recognition protein LE. The record is from RefSeq and is a predicted model, not a curated record. Gene Ontology annotation, biological process: peptidoglycan catabolic process. Lineage: Eukaryota; Metazoa; Arthropoda; Insecta; Coleoptera; Curculionidae. The transcript is spliced from 4 exons. Gene Ontology annotation, molecular function: N-acetylmuramoyl-L-alanine amidase activity; zinc ion binding. The coding region runs from base 91 to 1179 and encodes 362 amino acids.